Messenger RNA from Synchiropus splendidus (mandarinfish), 2519 nucleotides. Its product is annotated as ras-related protein Rab-40C-like. The transcript is spliced from 6 exons. Lineage: Eukaryota; Metazoa; Chordata; Actinopteri; Syngnathiformes; Callionymidae. The record is from RefSeq and is a predicted model, not a curated record. Gene Ontology annotation, molecular function: GTPase activity; GTP binding. The coding region runs from base 485 to 1366 and encodes 293 amino acids. Gene Ontology annotation, biological process: protein localization to plasma membrane; intracellular signal transduction. Gene Ontology annotation, cellular component: endosome; plasma membrane; synaptic vesicle.
AGCUUCAGCAUUUAGCACAAUCGUUGUCUUCUACAGCUUGACAUUCCGUUUGGUAUUUUUAUAUAUACACAUAUUUUACAAGAAACUAAGCCUUUGGACUAUUUCGUUUUGGGGUUUUCUUUCACGUGAGGGCACCAUACUGUCCUGUUUAGUCGGGUUUUUAGCCGAACAAAGGCGGAGUCGCUUGCUAAAAUCUGCUGGCUAACGUGCUAGCCGAUGGCUACUGUUGUUUUGAUUAUUGAUGCGAACAUUACGAUUACAUGAGAUUCCCCUCGGGAUUCUGUUGUUCUCUCUGGUGGGUUGACGCUCAGUCGUGCGAUAUUUAACUGCGGUAUUUGCGGGGACACGGUGUUAGUGUAAAGGUUGUGCUGCGCCUGUGCUAAGCCUUGGAGUUAACGCUGCCGACUGGAUCUCAAUCAAGUGGAUCGUCUAUUGGCCGAACCGGUCCAUUCCUGAGCUUCUCAAGCUCUCCGAACCGGAUCCGAUGCGUGGAAUGAUGGGUGCUCAGAGUAGUCCCGUCAAGAGUUACGACUACCUUUUGAAAUUUCUUCUGGUUGGAGACAGUGAUGUUGGGAAGGGUGAGAUACUGGAGAGCCUGCAGGAUGGCUCAGUGGAGUCUCCUUACGCCUACAGCAGUGGAAUCGAUUAUAAGACCACAACGAUAUUGCUGGAUGGAAGAAGAGUGAAAUUGGAGUUGUGGGACACUUCAGGCCAGGGGCGCUUCUGCACCAUUUUCAGGUCAUAUUCACGAGGAGCACAGGGUAUUCUGCUUGUGUAUGACAUCACCAAUGGCUGGUCCUUUGAUGGCAUUGAUCGCUGGAUCAGAGAAAUUGAUGAGCAUGCCCCGGGUGUUCCCAGGAUCCUGGUGGGGAACCGCCUUCACCUGGCGUUCAAGCGGCAGGUUCCCACAGAGCAGGCCAGAGCGUACGCGGAGAAGAACUCCAUGACUUUCUUCGAGGUCAGCCCGCUCUGCAACUUCAACGUGAUCGAAUCCUUCACCGAGCUGUCGCGGAUCGUGCUGAUGCGGCACGGGAUGGAGAAGUUCUGGAGGCCCAACAGAGUCUUCAGCCUCCAGGAUCUGUGCUGCCGCUCCAUCGUCUCCUGCACCCCGGUCCAUCUCAUCGACAAACUGCCCCUCCCCGUGGCCAUCAAAUCCCACCUCAAGUCCUUCUCCAUGGCCAAUGGCAUGAACGCAGUCAUGAUGCACGGACGCUCCUACUCUGUAGCCAACAGCGCGGCAGGAAGCAGCAGUGGCAGCGGGAGCAAAGCCAACAGUCUCAAGCGGUCCAAGUCCUUCAGGCCUCCACAGAGUCCUCCCAAAAACUCCUCGUCCUCUUCCUCCAAGGGGAACUGCAAGAUCUCGUAGUGACGUCUGGGAUUGCGGCGAGUCGACCGCAUUGUUGCACCGCAAGUCACAUCAUAUGGCGUGAAACCGCCUGCCACCUUUUUUUUUUUUUUUUUUUUUUUACCCAAUUGAUAGUGACACCGCUCGCUGGCGCCACCUUGUGGACCUUAACAGACUCACUGUGAUCGGGUGGGAUUUCGCUGGCGCAGAACCACAGAAUCCAGCACCACUUUUGCCUGCUAACACUACAAAUAUGUGGACUGAUCUUAGGAAUUUGGUAAAUGAAUGUUUAUAUUGAUAUUUAACUUGUAAAUAGUCUGUGCUUAUUUUCUUGUUUCGGGGAGGAACCUCCUUCUGCUCCGACUGCUUGCUUUCUCCCCGUGGUUGUGGAUGACUCACCUCAUUUAUGACAUUCCUUCUUUGCUACCUUCACUUGCACAAUCCGUUAAGCAUUCAAACACAAUUACCUACAAAUGUGGAGCGACUUUCUCACAAGGACUUCCCGACGCUCUUUCCCCAUUUGCUUUGGAUUCACGGACAUGUCGCAUCGUUUGUUCCUCCACCUGCUGCUGCAUUGGAUGAUCUCUGAGCAUGUGUUUAGUUUCAUGAAGACACUCCAUUUAUCAUGUAGUUGUGUGCUGAACGGAGGAGUCGGUGCUCACGUGUACAGAAUGUUCACUCAGUUGUGAAAAAAGUUGUGCAAUCUCAAUUCUCUUCGUGAAUUGAUGAGAUUAAUAUUUUAAUAUUGUCUUUUUUGAACCUUUUCGAUCUCUGCUAUGUAUUUAUGAAUGUAAAACAAUAUUCUGUUCCUUCACCGUGGCCAUUUACAGUUGGAGGUGGACUCUUUACCUCUGCCUGCGUGUGUGUGUGUGUGCGUGUGUGCGUGCGUGUCAGUGUGUCUGUACCUCGGCGGUUUUGAAACCUCGUCAUUGUCCAACUUUUAUUCUCACUGUCGAUGUAAUCACUAAGGUCACGUUGCCAUGGAAACUAAGCUACAAUUUUGUUUUUCGGAAGCAUUUCUCUCUGGUGGAAAAAAUGUAAAGGGCACAAAUUUAAUAAUAAAAACAGUAAAUAUUUUGUAAUAUUUGAAUACUGGUGAAACUUAAUAUGCCAUUUUUACUUCACUAUUCCUGCUCUGACAAGUUUGUGGAGAAACAAUGAGGGGAAUAAAAAC